Molecule: messenger RNA, 2151 nt
Organism: Nerophis ophidion (straightnose pipefish)
Lineage: Eukaryota; Metazoa; Chordata; Actinopteri; Syngnathiformes; Syngnathidae
Gene: dnai2b
Product: dynein, axonemal, intermediate chain 2b
Exons: 12
Coding region: 227-1954 (575 amino acids)
Biological process (GO): cilium movement; outer dynein arm assembly
Cellular component (GO): outer dynein arm
Molecular function (GO): dynein heavy chain binding; dynein light chain binding
Source: RefSeq, a predicted model, not a curated record
UAGUUGUAUUCAUUUAUUUUAUUUUUUUACUUGAGGCAUUAGUCGAAAAAAUAUUUAUAUUUCAAGUGAACGCAUGCUUCCAGGUAAUAGGUUUGACUCUCUUUAAAGUUCGAAUCUUGUCGCUACAAAACAAUACUCCCUUCCGGGUUUACUGCCGUUGCUAAGCGACGCCAUUGCAAUUGCUUGGCCCGUAAUUUCUUGAUUUUUCUCGGGUAAUUUAAAGGCAAUGGAGAUCGUUCGCGAGUACACGAAAGCCCGUAGGGACUUGGGCCGCCAAUGUCUUUUCUCUGACCGAUCGGCGGAGCUGUUAGCAGAUGUCCCUCCAGACCCCAACCUGGCGCUGCAGUUUGUGCCGAGAAUGAGCAGUCUCCAGGCGCUACAAUGCUCCCGAGACAUGUCCGAGCACCAGGUGAACACAGAGAGGUUUGAAUCUGAGAGCUGUGGAAUAAACCAUGUGGAGGGAGGGUGGCCCAAAGACAUCAACCCCCAAGAGAUGGAACAAACCAUUCGUUUCAGGAAGAAAGUUGAGAAGGAUGAGAGCUACUUGAACAGUAUUAUGCAGCUCGGCGGUGUUAUCCGCUACUGUGUUGUGCAGAAUAACGCAGUGGACAUCUAUCAGGAGUACUUUGAGGAUGAAGAAUUGGAGGAUGACAUUCAGGAGCCACCAUCUGCUAAGACCAUCAAUGUGUUUAGGGAUCCGAACCAGGUGAAGCGAACCGUCACUUGUCUGUCAUGGCAUCCCGAAGGAGGCAGGAAGUUGGCCGCUGCCUAUUCAUGUCUGGAGUUCCAGAAAGCAUCUACAGACAUGACCACGGACGCGUACAUCUGGGAUAUUGAGAAUCCUAACAAGCCUGAGAUGACCCUGAAGCCAGCAUCUCCACUCAUCUGUUUGGACUACAACCCCAAAGACUCACACACUCUAGUCAGCGGGAGCUACAAUGGACAAAUCGUGUUCUGGGACACCCGCAAAGGCAGCCAGCCAACGAAUGUUUCUUCUUUGGAGCAGAGUCACAGGGACCCUGUCUAUAAGGCCAUCUGGUUACAAUCCAAGACCGGGACAGAAGCCUUCUCUGCCUCCACUGAUGGACAGGUUCUAUGGUGGGACGUCCGCAGGCUGAGUGAACCCACCGAGCGGCUGGUUCUGGACCUAGGUCGAGAAGGGAACCUGGACAGGGCCUUAGGAGCCAUUUCUCUGGAGUUUGAAGCUACCAUGCCAACUAAGUUCAUGGUGGGGACCGAGCAAGGCAUUGUUGUGUCCUGCAACAGGAAGGCGAAGACCCCAGCCGAGAAAAUUGUCUGUACCUAUGAGGGUCACCAUGGACCUGUCUACGCUCUUCAGAGGAACCCUUUCUUCCCUAAAAACUUCCUCACAGUGGGGGACUGGAGGGCUCGCAUCUGGUCUGAGGACAUUAAGGAGUCGUCUAUCAUGUGGACAAAGUACCAGAUGUCAUACUUGACAGAUGCCUGCUGGAGUCCUGUCAGACCCUCCGUCUUUUUCACUGUGAAGACAGAUGGCAUGUUGGACAUCUGGGAUGUCUUGUUCAAGCAAAACGACCCAACACUGAGUGUCAAAGUGUGUGAUGAAGCUCUGUAUAGCCUGCGGGUGCAUGACAACGGACGUCUGGUGGCUUGUGGCUCUCAGCAGGGCACCGCUACAAUACUGGAGAUCUGCUCAGGACUCUCCAGCCUUCAGAAGAAUGAGAAGAGUCUAAUGGCUGAGAUGUUUGAGCGUGAGGCAAGGCGCGAGAAGAUCUUGGAGGCCCGUCAGAAGGAGAUGCGACUGAAGGAGAGGAGUCGCUCCGAGCAGAGCAGAGAAGACCACGCGGGCCAAAACGGGGCGGACCAAGAGGAAACUGUUGAGCAGCUGAUUGCCAGAGCUGAGCAAGACUUUUUCACGAUAGUGGAGGCGGAGAAGAGACGGCGGGAGGAAGAGAAUAAGCAGCUUAGCUCAUAGGCGGCAGUCAAAGAAAAUCCAAUUGUUGAACUCACCCUAGCGUGAAGCUUAGCCAUCAGUUCAUUCAUAAUCUUUUUUCAAACGUGGACAUUAAGCGGCUUGGCUAAGAUGUGUUUUGUUUUUAUGCGGGCAUCCUCUGUUUUUUGUACAAACACUACAAAAUAAAUAUUAUGGCUUUGCUCAUACUCAUACACCUA